UUUUUUUUACCUUCAUUCAAAAAUAUUCUCACACAAAGAAAAAAAAAAGCAAUGGAAUUAAACGGACGUUGGUUUACAGACACAAAGACAAAGCAAACGCUACUUUUUAAAGGCGUGAAUGUAGGAGGAGGAACCAAGUUACCAGUAGGCAUAUCUUCUCAUGACCGACAAGGUUAUUGGGUUGAUUACGAUCGACACAUUUCGUUUGUAGGAAGACCCUUUCCUCUCGAAGAAGCCGAUGAGCAUUUACAAAGACUGGUUAACUUGGGUUUUGACUUGCUUCGAUUUAUCAUUACUUGGGAAGCGGUGGAACACGAGGGACCUGGUAUCUAUGAUGAAGCUUAUCUUGAUUAUGUUGUUCAGAUUUUAAAGAAAUGUCAGGAGUAUCAAUUACGUGUGUAUAUUGAUCCACAUCAAGAUAGCUGGUCUCGUCAUUGUGGUGGAAGUGGUCAUCCGGGAUGGACCCUCACUUUAGCUGGAUUAAACCCACUUGCGUUCCCAGACACCAACGCUGCCAUUGUUCACAAUCUGUACCCUGAACCAUCCGAUUUCCCCAAAAUGAUUUGGAACACCAAUUAUCAAAAGCUCGCAGCUUCCACACUAUUCACAUUAUUUUUUGCAGGAAAGACAUUUGCACCUCAAUGCAAGGUCAAUGGGAUACAUGUACAAGACUAUUUACAGCAACAUUAUUAUGAUUGUUUUAAAAGAGUGGCAACAAAGAUUCAUGAACAGGGAUUGGAAAAUACGGUGGUCAUCGGGUAUGACACCAUGAACGAACCAGGUCAUGGUUACCUAGGCAACCCAGAUAUCACGCAUCUUUCCACCAACGACACGGAUUUUAAAAUGGGGUUAAUGCCUACCGCUUUUCAAGGCAUGUUAUUGGGUUCGGGGAUACCUACCACGGUGGAAAACUGGGAGUUCAAAUGGAACGGACCUAAAAAAACCGGUAAAAUCUUGGUAGAUCCACAAGGUACUGUUGCUUGGUUGGAUCAGACCCAAUUAGAUGCAGCCUGUCUUACGUUUGGUUGGAAACGAGAGUGGCCUGCAGGCUGUAUUUGGGCUUUACAUGGUGUUUGGGAUAAAUCCACCCACAAGGUUUUAUUGCCUCAUUAUUUCGCUACAGAGCCAAAGUUGGGGACCCCCACGGAAUAUAUGCCGUAUUGGAUCGAUUAUUUGAUGACAUAUGCUGAGUGUAUUCGAAGUGUACAUUGGGAUGCCAUUAUGUUUGUACAAUCGCCCAUCUUGGCUAUUCCGCCCAAAUUACCUGCUUCUCUUAAACGAUUAGUGUAUGCACCUCAUUGGUAUGAUGGUUUGACAUUGGUGAAAAAGAAGUGGUGUAACUACAAUGUAGAUUUCAUUAAUUUACAACGAGGCAAAUAUGGUACUGGCCCACUUCGCUUUGUGCGUGCUUUAAGACUCGGGGAGAAAUCGAUUCGACAAUGUUUCGUGGACCAAUUAAAGACGAUGAAGGGGGAGGGGCUAGAGCAAAUUGGUGAAUAUCCUUGUAUCCUGGGAGAAAUUGGAAUACCUUAUGAUAUGGAGGUCAGCACGUCUAGUAUUUGGAAUUGGUGUGCCUCAUUUUUCACAAGUAGCGAAAAUAUAUCCAUUGGAGAUCCUAAUUCUUCUCAAACCAGAGCCAUGGAUGCCAGUAUCAAUGCACUGGAACAAAACUUGCUAAAUUACUCAUUAUGGACGUAUAUGCCUGAUAAUAGUGCGCAGUGGGGCGAUGAAUGGAACGGUGAAGAUCUUAGUAUUUGGCAAUAUUCAUUUGACAGGCUGUCGAAUGUUCGUGAUAUCCCUAGUUUGCAUCGUCCUCAUCCUCGCAUUACAUCUGGUAUUCCCUCCAAAAUCGACUUUGUGUCACCUUCCACUAGUACACCCGCCUCAUUCCAAUACACCAUGCAGCACGAUAUCCAUGCCGAGGGACCCACUGAAAUCUAUGUUCCCUCUUGCCAUUUCCCUCCUUCCUCUGUCGACGUCACUGUUACAGAUGGAACUUGGGAAAUGGAGCUAAUUAAUGAGGCUUAUUGGGUACUGCGUUGGUCUAUGGAGAUGCAUGGUGAAGCAACCUUAAUUUUAAAGGGUAUUACUUUUGUCCAACAAUAAAAAACGCACAUUUUUUUAUUUUU
Messenger RNA from Mucor mucedo, 2129 nucleotides. Its product is annotated as glycoside hydrolase superfamily. Lineage: Eukaryota; Fungi; Mucoromycota; Mucoromycetes; Mucorales; Mucoraceae. Bases 52 to 2106 code for a protein of 684 amino acids. Gene Ontology annotation, molecular function: steryl-beta-glucosidase activity. The transcript is spliced from 3 exons. The record is from RefSeq and is a predicted model, not a curated record. Gene Ontology annotation, biological process: ergosteryl 3-beta-D-glucoside catabolic process.